Molecule: messenger RNA, 2487 nt
Organism: Peronospora belbahrii
Lineage: Eukaryota; Oomycota; Peronosporomycetes; Peronosporales; Peronosporaceae
Source: the annotation of a GenBank genome assembly
AUGCGGGUAUUCCAAGCCGUAAGGGCGUUGGCCAACGGUCUUCGUAGUCGUGAUGAUACGAAUCAGCAGCAUCCGUCAAGACAUUUAUAUUCUUCGUCUCCACACUCCAGCAAGACGCAUGUCAGUAGUCUUCCAACUCAAAGUAGUUCAAGAUGUACUGUAAUGAUAGGACCAGAUGAGAUGGUACGCAAUGCAGUGGCAUUUCUUAUACAGGAAGAUGCAGAGAGUGCACUUGUCUAUGCACUUGUACACGAUCCAGAAUUUCGUUUAGCUUCAGCACUUACGACGAUACCGUCUGGACCUGAUGUGAUCGUAAUCCGUGCUUUGUUGUAUGUAUUUGAAAAUUAUGAAGAUCAGCUGCGAAAGCUUUUAGGACUGCUCAUGUUUCGCGAGAUGGUACACACACUUAACUGGAAUGAGCUUUUUCGAGCCAAUUCGGCUACAACAGCUUUGCUGCGCGAAUACACGUGCAAACUUGGUGGGGAGUUUCUGCAAUACGCGCUGGCGGAUGUGAUCAACCAUUUGUGGAUUCAUUCAGACGGAUACGAGGUGAAUCCACGCUAUCUGCAGCCGCACGACGAUCUGUAUGCCAACCAAAAACAGCUUGAAGCAUUGGCGGAGCGUACGUUGGACCGAAUUUUUAGUGCUGCGUCGCUUUUUCCGUAUCAAAUUGCCAAGGUCUACCGCGUAUUAGAGCUGGAAAUGAUGCGAUUGAUUGAACGAGACCGGCGCAGCAACAUAUCACUUCCUAGGCUUAGCGCGAUGGGAGGAAGUAGUUACAGCCAACCUAUCAUGGACGCUGCCAACAACAGUUAUACCUACAGUGAGGGCGUAGCAAGGGAAAGCUUUGGGCAACUCGGAGGACUGCCACGGCUUAGUUCUAUUGAGGAAAUUUUAUUUGAGGAAGUGCUUACGCAGUCAAAUAUCUCGAACGGAACGCCUUCGACCAUUACUGCUGCGAAGGAAGAGUUUUUCAUGCACCUGGGUGGGUUGGUGUUUUUGAGAUUCCUGUGCCCUGCGCUAGUAGUCCCGCACAAGAUGAACUUGACGCCAGGAAGCGCUGCUCCAGAUCGACAAAUGCAGCGGACACUUGUGCUGCUGGCAAAAUUGAUGCAGUCUCUAGCAAACAAUGUUGAGUACAGCGCAUUAACCGAGCCAUUCAUGGUGCCAUUCAAUGCCUUCCUCGCACGUAAUCGGCCCAAACUUACGCGCUUUUACGAUCAAUUGUGUCAACAAGCGCAGAGUGAUCCUCGCCGAGAAAGUUUUGUUGUCCUCAGCAACGCUGCCCCGCGGUUGUCGCAUCUUUGGGCAAGUCGGAGUAGCAGCAGUCUCGGCAACGACCCUUCGAUUGUAAAUCUUACAGGAGCACGCGUAAUGGAGGCCCCAGAGGCGUCAUGUGCUGUUUUGCGCAAGUGGAUGGGCUCACAUUUGGACUAUCUCGCUAAAGAGGUCGCAGACAACAACAAGUUUCGACGACAACAACAGAUUGUUAAUAAUAACGGAGGUAGCAAUAGCAGCGGCAGUUCCACAUCUCCAAUGACAUCUACUUCAACAAUGACAGUAUCACCUGUAAAGGUGCAACAGCGACCAACGAGAAAACUGAAGAUAUCGAAAAAUGCAGCAUAUCCAGCUGAAAUUGAGGAGGAAGAAGAGAAGAAAACUAGCGAUGUUGCGAGAGUCUAUCAGCAACGGGAUCCGACGGUGCCUGUAUCACUGGACGAGCUGGACAAAAUUAUGGGUCACACAAGCCAUCGUGAUAGUCAGCUAAUGAAGUUGUACUACGCAAGGCUUUCACGAAAUGGUCUACAGCAGUUACUUCAUAUGCAUGAUGUCGAUGGCGCAGAGUGGGAAGUUUACAGGCGUAGUGGAAAUGUUGAGGUGUUUCGCAAAACACCUGCUUAUAUCCGGAGCCCGUCUGGAGGUUUUGCUUUGGAGAAGGAUCGACUUGUAGAGAUGAAAGGAAAUGUCAUUAUCCGCUCAACACCCACGCGCGUGUUUCAAUAUCUGCAAACCCUCGAUGGAGGUAGUGCGGACACUGACAUAGCAACGACCCGAAAAGUGGAACCUCUGGAUGAAUCCAGCUCGGUGGUUUAUCGUCAGCACUCGAAACUAUCGCUAUGGCCAGCGUGGCUAGUAAAACCUCGUGACUCGUGUGAUCUUUACAGCUUUAUUGAGAAAACAGGCCAGCCCGACACGUACGCAGUGCUACAGGAGUCAAUUCCUCGUGCAGACGUACCUGAACGCAAAGGAGUUGUGCGUAUGGCUUUUGCCACUGGUGGUUACUUAAUCGAGCCAUUUGUUGGGAAUGACGAAAACUCAGACGCGGCAUGUGCAAGGCUUACGUGCAUCGUACGGGCAGACUUUAAGGGAUUGAUGCCUCGGUACUUAGCAGAAAGUAUUGUCUAUCGGCAAGUCCUAGAGAUUGAGGCAAUUUGCUCCUCAGUGGAGUCCAUGCAGCAUGAGACGAACGCGUGGGUGCAACAAUAG